AGAAUGGAGACAAGAUUCAGAGGUUGAGGAUGGGGUGUCCUGGUGGACUGAAGGUAGCCUACUAGCUCUACAUGGGUGACAACUUGAAACUUCAGAACCCUGAAGUUUAAAAAAUUCUAAAGGUGCCUGUCAUCUCAGAGAGUGACGUAAGUGUUCUUUCUUUAUUUGGGGGAAGUCCAGGAGAACAUAUUACAGACAUGUUUAAUCUACAUGCAUUAGAUGUUCCUGCUGUAAUUUUUGACAGUGGUUCAGGACUCUGCAAAGCAGGCCUGUCUGGAGAGAUUGGACCCCGCCAUGUCAUCAGCUCUGUCUUGGGACAUUGUAAAUUCAAUGUGCCUUUAGCAAGACUUAAUCAGAAGUACUUCGUGGGGCAAGAAGCCCUGUACAAGUAUGAGGCCCUACAUUUGCACUACCCCAUUGAGCGUGGACUGGUAACAGGAUGGGAUGACAUGGAGAAACUCUGGAAACAUCUCUUUGAGCGGGAGCUUGGAGUAAAACCCAGCCAACAGCCUGUACUUAUGACCGAGCCCUCUUUGAAUCCUAGGGAAAUUCGAGAAAAGCUAGCAGAAAUGAUGUUUGAGAACUUCAGUGUGCCUGGUUUCUACCUGUCUAAUCAUGCGGUGGCAGCGCUCUAUGCCUCUGCCUGUGUCACAGGCCUGGUGGUGGACAGUGGAGACGGGGUCACUUGCACUGUCCCCAUCUUUGAGGGUUACUCCCUGCCUCACGCAGUCACCAAACUCUGUAUGGCAGGGAGGGACAUCACAGAGCACCUCACCCGGCUCCUCUUUGCUAGCGGGUUUAACUUCCCUUGCAUACUCAACAAGGCCGUGGUAAAUAACAUCAAAGAGAAGCUGUGCUACAUCGCCUUGGAGCCAGAGAAAGAGCCACGCAAGAGCCGGGGAGAGGUCCUGGGAGCAUACAGACUGCCAGAUGGACAUGUCAUCCACUUUGGGGAUGAGCUGUACCAAGUGCCCGAGGUUCUUUUUGCACCUGACCAGCUGGGCAUCCACAGCCCGGGACUCUCAAAAAUGGUCUCCAGCAGCAUCAUGAAGUGUGACACUGACAUCCAGAAUAAACUUUAUGCAGACAUUGUACUCUCCGGGGGCACCACUCUCCUCCCUGGGCUGGAGGAAAGGCUCAUGAAGGAAGUGGAACAGCUGGCUUCCAAAGGUACUCCCAUCAAGAUCAUGGCUUCUCCUGAUAGAUGCUUCUCUGCAUGGAUUGGUGCAUCCAUCAUGACCUCUAUGAGCAGUUUCAAGCAGAUGUGGGUCACCUCUGCAGACUUCAAGGAGUAUGGGACAUCUGUGGUUCAAAGAAGGUGCUUUUAAAGAUCCUUGAGCAGAGGAGACAUCUUGAAGUGCCAGAUUACAGGAGUACCAGUGGGAGAUGGCAUUUUCUUCUGGGCUUCAGCAUGAUGUUGAAUAAAAGUUUUGCCAUUUCAA
This is a messenger RNA of Gorilla gorilla gorilla (western lowland gorilla), 1442 nucleotides long. RefSeq names its product actin-related protein T1. The coding region runs from base 198 to 1328 and encodes 376 amino acids. The transcript has a single exon. The record is from RefSeq and is a predicted model, not a curated record. Lineage: Eukaryota; Metazoa; Chordata; Mammalia; Primates; Hominidae.